Molecule: messenger RNA, 780 nt
Organism: Sclerotinia borealis F-4128
Lineage: Eukaryota; Fungi; Ascomycota; Leotiomycetes; Helotiales; Sclerotiniaceae
Source: the annotation of a GenBank genome assembly
AUGAAGGGCUUUUUAAGGGCACCGUUAUUGGUGGUAGUGGGGUGGGCAAGUCUUGCACAGGGAUAUCAACAUGUUCCUAAAGAUUUGAGUGAUAUCAUUGCGGCUCUCGAAGGAGCACAAGGUGGAAAGGGAGAGGUGACGACAGUGACAGCGGCAGCGGCAGCGGCAGCGGUGAAGACAGUGACGGCGGCAGCGGUGACGAAGGAGAUCACAAUGACGAUGACUGUCACGAAAAGCAUUCAGGGAGCUGCUGUACAGGCUGCAGGAACUGGUGGCCAAUUCUCUUUCCUCACUUCGACCGUCUUUGCAUCCGGCGCUCCGCCUACCGUCACCGUAACCCCCAUACCUCAAAUGAUUACCCAAACAGUAACCGAGCAAGUAAUGGUUACUAUGAUGGCUACGCAAAUGUCGGUGGUCACAUCAAUGGUCACUAUGACUAUGAUGCAAACAAUUACCAUGAUGGUAUCAGUUACCAUGCAAGGAGCUACAACUGUAGCAUCAGCUAGCACCGCACUAUCUCAAGCGGCGAUUCAGGGAGCUACAACAGCUACAACUAAAGCAUCAGCUAGCACCGCACUAUCUCAGGCGGCGAUCCAGGGAGCCACCGUAGCAAGCGUCACCACAUCGGCUGUAUCAUCGGCUGUAUCGCAAGCGGGCGCAUCAUCAGCUCCUGUACUUGGAGCUGCACAAGUCGCGCAACCAAGUCCUGUGGAUAUCAACACAUUCUCCUUGUCCAGCAGUUUAGUCCUUGGUAAUCUUGCUGUGUCGACAUCGGUCUGA